AUGCUGGAAAUGGAAAUGAUGACACCUGGUCGAAUAAUGAUUUGGCAGGCGGAGAACCCGGUGACCCAGUACACGCUCCAACUCAAGGCCAAAUUACUCCUUCAAAUCAUUAAGGCGGGUUUGAUCGGAAAUUGGAAGUUUCUUCGACGUUUGAUCCUCGACUUCGCCAUUUGUGGGCAACGAGUCAUGUUGAUUGUGAUUGUCAUAACCAUGAGGCUGGUAAACACCAUGUGGGAACGAAGCUUCGCAAAUUCCUUCGAGCCUCUCGAAUGA
Penicillium samsonianum is the source of this 273-nucleotide messenger RNA. RefSeq lists its product as uncharacterized. The transcript has a single exon. Bases 1 to 273 code for a protein of 90 amino acids. The record is from RefSeq and is a predicted model, not a curated record. Lineage: Eukaryota; Fungi; Ascomycota; Eurotiomycetes; Eurotiales; Aspergillaceae.